Messenger RNA from Didymodactylos carnosus, 915 nucleotides. The record is from the annotation of a GenBank genome assembly. Lineage: Eukaryota; Metazoa; Rotifera; Eurotatoria; Philodinida; Philodinidae.
AUGGAUUAUCGUCUUAGAAUUGGUGGUGUUUUCAAUACCUAUACUCCCAUUGCCGUUCGUAAACUACAAGAAUUAGCAGUUACCUCUACUCGUUUACAUAUUCCACUUAUAUUUGGAUACGAUGUUAUUCAUGGUCAUCGAACCAUUUUUCCGAUCGCAUUAGGCCUGAGUAGCACAUGGGAUAUGAAGCUCAUUGAACAGAGUGCAAGGAUUGCUGCUCGAGAAGCAAGUGCUGACGGAUUACAAUGGACAUUUUCGCCCAUGGUUGACAUUGCUCGAGAUCCACGCUGGGGGCGAAUAUCAGAAGGAUCUGGUGAAGAUCCAUGGCUGGGAUCACAAAUAGCUAAAGCAAUGGUACGUGGUUAUCAAGGUGAUGAUUUAAUGAAAAAAGACACAGUAAUGGCAUGUGUGAAACAUUUUGCUUUAUAUGUUGGGGCCGAAGGUGGCAGAGACUACAAUACUGCCGAUAUGAGUCGUAUUAGAAUGUAUCAGGAUUAUUUACCACCAUAUCAAGCAGCCGUUGAUGCAGAUGUUGGAAGUGUGAUGACUUCAUUCAACGAAGUCGAUGGAAUACCUGCAUCAGCAAACAAAUGGCUUCUUGAUGAUUUAUUACGUCAUCAAUGGAAUUUCACCGGUUUUAUUGUGACAGAUUACACGGCUAUCAAUGAAAUGAUUGAUCAUGGCAUUGGAAAUUUAAAACAAGUAUCCGCUCGUGCUCUAAAAGCUGGUGUUGACAUGGAUAUGGUAGUUGGAGGUUUUCUUCGUACAUUGAGUGAAUCUCUCGAUGAGAAUGACAUCACCCAACAACACAUUGAUCGGGCUUGUUGGCGAGUAUUAGAAGCUAAAUAUAAAUUAGGUUUAUUCGAUGAUCCCUACCUAUAUUAUAAUGAAAUAGAAGUGCCACAGAAAUACUAA